Molecule: messenger RNA, 1233 nt
Organism: Sordaria macrospora k-hell
Lineage: Eukaryota; Fungi; Ascomycota; Sordariomycetes; Sordariales; Sordariaceae
Source: RefSeq, a predicted model, not a curated record
AUGGUGCUUUCCUGGCUGGGUUUGCCCCGGGAUGGCAGCGACGAUGCCCUGAGAAUACUGAGCAUGCCAUCCGAGCAGCUGCCCCAGUUUAUGGCAACAGACGGCUUUACUGACCAACUGAGAGACGCAAUUGUAUCAUUUUGUGAACGUACUUACUGGCGCCGAGUCUGGAUACUGCAGGAGUUGAUUCUGGCUCAGAAGUACGUCGUCAUGUGUGGUGCUGGGUCCGUCACAUCAGAGUCACUUGACGGAGCUCUGGCCUGUUUCUCUCAACAAGCUCAACCUAUCGACACGAGGAAAGCGAGGGAGAGCUACCAGGGCAUAGUCACGAGCGCGGCAAACGAAAUUGUUCUUUCGAAGCGGCUUGCCAGUUUCUGCACGUUGAGCCGAUGGCUACGUCUCUGUCUUGAAGCCAAUUACCAAGCUACUGUCCCGCAUGAUUAUCUUUAUGCGCUGUUCUCCAUCUCUUCGGACAACGUCAAAGCCAGUAUUGAGGUAAGAUACAACAAGCCGAUUGCGGAUAUCUAUCGUCAGCUCUUGGAAUCGCUUGUGGAAGACCCUACGUCGAGGCUAAACAGAGACUGGCUGCUUGGCCUUUCGCAGAAAAUGGGCCUUAGUCACCAAGAAGGCAUCGCCCUCCUGAACUCGGAGUAUUUGAGGAGACAUGGCGACUUGGGAGAGCUUUUCACGGGAGUCGGUUCUGAGCCAGAAGCCCUGGAGUCAACAACAGCGAGCUUCGAUUCUCGUACAAGGGACGCCAUCCUGGCCUUCUUCAAGCGCUCCUACUCGAAGAGAGUAUGGAUCCUCCAAGAGUUAUUCCUCUCGCAGAAGUACAUCGUCAUAUGCGGCUCCAAAAUCAUCACAGACGAUGAUCUGCACGCCGGUAUAAACGCCAUCAAAGUCUUUUCGAAGCUUUCUGCUUCGGGACACGCGGGGCUCAUCAAGAAAACACCGGCGGUUUGGCAUAUCCACACCAAGUUCUUUGGGUUCCACUGGUUCAACGACCUCAGCCGAUUUUCAUCGGUUUGCUCCCAGGAAGACGUCGAAGCUACGGAACCGAGGGAUCGCAUAUACGCAUUUUUGUCGGUCUCAUGGGACUGCGCCAAUGGACUUCUCACUAUCAUGCCGGAUUACGAUAAGCCAGUUCGAACGAUCUUAUACGGAACCAUGAAGUUGUUGGCGAGCAGCAAUGCUUUUGCCAUUGGAGUUGCGACGUUUGGGACAUCACGGUGA